AUGAGGAGACUAAUGUCUAAUAUUCUCAUCUUAUCUAUGUUUUCAUUAAUAAUUUUUGAUAUUUUUGGCUGCUCGCCUUUGUUUCGAGCCAGAAUACUUUUUUGCUAUUGACAAUUUUGAAAAAUGACUAUAUUACCAAAAAUUUUAACUAUAAAACUUCAAUUAAAACUUAAAAAUAUUUAG
Chironomus riparius is the source of this 183-nucleotide messenger RNA. NCBI's taxonomy places the organism in Eukaryota, Metazoa, Arthropoda, Insecta, Diptera, Chironomidae. The record is from the annotation of a GenBank genome assembly.